AUAUGUAUACGUAGACAAUUUAGAAUUGAAUUAAAAUAUUUACAUUUCAUAUCAAAGAAAAAUAAUAUGCAAGUUACAGUGAUCAUAUAUUUAGUUGUUAUGAUACGAGGUGCAAUUGGAAAAACUUUUUUUAAUAAAACAUCUCGAACAAACCAAAAUGUGGAGUUAGAGGGGAAGCAAGUACCUCACGAGAUAGAAUGCUCACUUUACUAUCGCUACGUUUACGGAGUAAGAGUACUUAAAGAAUGUUACGAAGGAAAAUUAUUUAAUACCGAAAUAUCGAACUGCGAUUACAGCUACAACGUCGAUUGUGGUAACAGGAGCUAUCCAGAAGAAAGGGAAAGUUCGAGCGAAUACUACUAUAUAGAUAACGACAACUGGAACAUUAUAGAAAAUUCAAUUCCAUCCGAAUGUCCAAUUAAAGAAGAUCCUUACGAACAAGAUGUACUAAUGGCGCACGAACAGAGCUGCAGUCACUAUUAUAGAUGUAUAAAUGGAAAGAAAUAUCUGAUGAAAUGCCCGGGGAUAUUACAAUUUAAUCGAAGGGUAUUGGUAUGUGAUUGGCCAAGUAAAGCGAGAUGUUAUAGUAAGUGGUACACUAGUAGUAGUAGUACCACCACCGAAACACCAACUAGUACAAACACUAGCAUCGUUAUAGUUUCUUCAAAACUAUUCUUUAAUUGUGACUAAUGAAAUUUUUUUAAACAUGAUCAGUUUAGAUGUCUUAAGAUGUGGUGCAUCAAUUGGUGAAGAGAAGUAAGGUUAAGUUCAAGAUAUAAAGAAGGGGCAGUUUUAACGAAAAUUGGACUAACUUUAGGUAAAAUUUUUAAAGCAGUUCUAGAUUUUAUAUCAACGUUUUAUAAUUGAAUUAAAUGGUAUUUAAAAAUUAAAAAAACGUUAUAAUUGAUAGACAACCAUUGUAGUAAUAUCUUGAAAUUAUUUCUAUUUAUUGUUGAAUGAUGUGAAUGUAAUUGAUUUAAUUUAGGUUUAGACCAGUGCAGAAGCCAUCGAAACUAAUGAAAAGUGGAAAAAAUAUUAUAGCAAGAUGAGAAUAGGCAGAGAAUAUAAAAAAAAGGGGGAAAAUAAAUUACGGGCGAUUCGAGUUCGGGAAGUGGGUGACGGUGAAUUUUUAAUGGUAAAAAAAUGUUUUUUUUUUCAUUUCCGCCAAAACUAUAAGUUCUAAAGAAAAAAAUUACAUGGUAAAAUUGUAGGUAAUUAAAAUAUCUACAACUAUUGUUGUCACACUUUUUUCACAUUUCUCAAAUUUAUGAGAAAAAUUGAAAAAACCAUAUUUUUUGUUUUUCUCUCACCUUCACCCACUUUCCGAACUCGGAUCGCCCGUAAUUUAUUUUUCCCUCCAUUCUUUUUAUAUUCUCUGCCUUUUCUAAUAGGUUUAAUAUUUUUAGUUUCAAAAAUUAUCGACCCUGUUCUA
This is a messenger RNA of Diorhabda sublineata, 1432 nucleotides long. RefSeq names its product protein obstructor-E-like. The coding region runs from base 67 to 690 and encodes 207 amino acids. Gene Ontology annotation, cellular component: extracellular region. The transcript is spliced from 2 exons. The record is from RefSeq and is a predicted model, not a curated record. NCBI's taxonomy places the organism in Eukaryota, Metazoa, Arthropoda, Insecta, Coleoptera, Chrysomelidae. Gene Ontology annotation, molecular function: chitin binding.